Amphibalanus amphitrite is the source of this 3498-nucleotide messenger RNA. Its product is annotated as broad-complex core protein isoforms 1/2/3/4/5-like. The record is from RefSeq and is a predicted model, not a curated record. Gene Ontology annotation, biological process: regulation of transcription by RNA polymerase II. NCBI's taxonomy places the organism in Eukaryota, Metazoa, Arthropoda, Thecostraca, Balanomorpha, Balanidae. Gene Ontology annotation, cellular component: nucleus. Gene Ontology annotation, molecular function: protein binding. Bases 246 to 1556 code for a protein of 436 amino acids. The transcript is spliced from 6 exons.
GAUUUUUUUAUUGUUUGUCAAAAAUUAGGUCGGCUUCGCUUCCUUUGUAUCGGUUGAAUAAUUGUUUUACAAAAUAUAUCUUGCAACUCGGGCGCUGAUUGGUCGCUGAGGGGAUGCGCUGAGCGCUGAGAGGACCAGAGAGGACGCUCGCUGACGCCAUCUUGACCAGGAGGAGCAGUGGAGAACUUAUACGGCCUUGCAGUGGAGAGUGGAGAGGAGGGCCUCGGAGGUUUGUCCAGUGAGCUAUGGCAGCUGAUGGCCAGAGGUUCUGCCUGAAGUGGAAUGACUUCAGGAACAGUGUCACUGCUGUGUUUGAAGACUUGAGGCAGGAUGAAGAGCUGGUUGACAUUACGCUUUGCUGUGAGGGCAAGAAGGUGAAGGCCCACAGAAUGAUGCUUUCAGCAUGUAGUCCAUACUUCAGGGAGCUUCUCAAGGAAAAUCCUUGUCAACAUCCAGUCUUUUUUCUCAAGGACACAACCUAUGUUGAUCUCAAAGCUGUAGUAGAGUUUGUGUACAAUGGUGAAGUGAACGUCACACAAGGACAGUUGAGCAGUUUUUUGAAGACUGCUGAAAUGCUGCAAGUUCGUGGCUUGACUGGUGAUGAUGAAAAGGAAUCACAAACACCUGCACAGCCGCCCCCACCUGUGGCACGGCACCCACCGAUGCAGCCGAUGUCGCACCAUCCGCCUCCCAGGCACCGGCCGGGGCCGGUCGCCCCGCCCAUGGCGCCGCGCGUGCUGCCACCAACACCCAUGAAGAGGCCACUGGCCGCGCCGCAGCCGGCCCCCACGCCGCCCAAGCGCCCGCCGCCUCCUCCGCCGCCGCCGACCGACUCAGACGUGUACGUGGAGCCGGUGGUGGUGUCCGACUCGCCCGAGCCGCCGCCGCCGGCCUCCCCAGCGGCGGCGCGCGCGCGCCAACCGUCCGGCUCGAGCGGCGGCGGCCCGGCCACGCCGGCCGGCUCCGAGCCGUCCGGAGACGCCGUGCCGUCCCCUGCCGAGUCGGCCACCCAGCCGCCGCCGCCGCCCGCGCCGUCACAGCUGCCGCCGCUGCAGAUGCAGCCGGCGGUACAGCAGCAGCAGCAGCAGAUGUCGGACACAGUGUCGCCGCUGCCGGCCGGCCCGGAAGGACGGGACCCGGCGGUGAAAGUGGAAAAAGUGGACAUUACGGACGAUGAUGUGAGCUUAGAGCAGGCGCUGGGCCAGGUGGUGAACUAUGAGGGCAGCUAUGACUCGGAGCAUUCGAUGUCCGGGAUGAUGCACCAUGACCUGAGUCAAGGUGGCGGUGGCCUUCCCCUUCCGGGCACCUCUGACGCGUCGGCGGCCGGAGUCGCGGCAGGCAUGCCCACACCGGCCGAGCACCAAUGCACACUGUGCUCUCGGUCGUUCAGGUCGGUGUCGUCGUGGUACGAACAUCGCCUGUGGCACGAGGGCCUGACGGACUGUCCGCUGUGCGGUCGGCGGCUCAGCAGACUCUCGGACGUGCGACGACACCUGCAUUGUCAACACCAGGUGCCGCGCGAUCAGAUUCAGACGCUCCUGGCGCAGCGGCGGUGAUCAUGGAGCUCCCCCGUGAAUAUGUUCCCGGCCUGAUGUGCCUGGAGGGAUGGAUCGUAUGAUAUUUUUGCGAGUCCUCACGUUUUGGCUAUUCGCUGUUUUGAUGUGGUUGAAGUUGGUUUACGUGCUGUUGAGCGGAUUGGUGUGUUAUGCUUCGUUGAAUGGAUUUCCUAUUAUUGUCGUCCUCUAGCAAGUUGUUCUGUCCUUCCGUCAUUUUGUCAAAAUCUGGUUGACACGUUACCGUUGUGUACAAGUUUCUAUGAAUACAUAUAAAUUGGAUUGUUUCGUAAUUUGUAAUUGGUGUAGUGAUCUCAUGCGGGAGUUUCUGCUUCCUGGUCAUUUUUUUUUUUUUUUGUUAUAUCGCUUGUCCCCAUUUGUAUUGCAUUUGUAUAUAAAUUUUCGUGGGAUUAUGUUUUAACGUUUAUUUCUGUCCUUAUUCAAUUACAGAAAAAAAGCUUUCUUCUGGUGUUAUAAGCAAAGUAGUACCGACCCGUUUUAUUCCCUUAAGAAGUGUCGAUGAAAAUGCAAUUGGUAACCAAUAACCAUGCUUCACCGUUUUGACAUCCCACGAGCUAAAACUGAAUAUUGAAGUAUGACUUUGCGAAACGAAGUCAAAUAAUGAUGCGUCAUGCUCAGUUCGGCGUUAUAUGAUUAGUCAUAUAACGCUAUUAUUUUGUUUUCAAACAUGAGUUAUUCUUUCUCGUCCACGACGAAAAAAAGAAUAUGGAUGACGUUGUUUUGCUAUCACUUGCUCUACUGGGGUAUGUUGUAAUAUUACGUUAGUGUUAUACAUUCAUCAGCUUCGCUAUAGAAGUUUGUUUCUCUGAACAUUGUUCUCGAAUAUAAUUAAGCUGCUUUUUGUGCUCGAAAUGUUCUUUUGUGCCGUCCGAGAUGGCCUUCUGAUCUCCCUGAUCGUUUCCUCUUUGCAGCCGAUUUUCCAUGCUCGCUUUGCAACGCUCGCUUCAAAAACGAACGUUCUCGGCGACAGCACUUGUCAGCGCACGAGGGUCGCACCACCUGUCCGAUCUGCGGCCUGGCGCUCAGUCGCACCUACUACAUGCGCGUGCACGUCAGCAAGGUGCACAACAUUCCCAUGGACGACGUGAAGCGGCUGCUGGCGAUGCCUCACGUUCCUCCUAGUUAUUGAGCGAACACGAAAAGUGACAUCGUUAUCUGCAAUUUUCGGAGUGUCUGAUUGCGGCAGAUUGAAUCACUUUACGGAUCAUCGAAACCAGAGCUUGUUGUGGGCGCCUUGGCUUGGAUCGCUACUGCCUGACCCCAAUUUUUGAGUGCUCGGAAAACACAAGAUUUUGAUGGAUUCUUUACGGUACUCUGUUCGGUACUCUAUUCACGUUGCACUUCAAUCUUAAAGCUUAUCCGAGGGCGGUCCAGAAGUUAAGGCAAAGGAGUUGGUUGUGAAUAGAGGCGUCAGUGUCAGGUUACAGCCAUGUAAAGGCCGGAUAAUAAUUCGUGGAGAUAUUGUACGUGAUUAUGGAACAAAAUGUAGUGAUAGAAGUGUAUGAAAAGGCGGCUUGUUUUCUUUAGAUAAAUGGAGUCGGUUAUGGUUAAUGGGUUACUUCAAAGCCACUUUUCUAUUUUGAAAUGUCACCUAAAUAUAUGUUCUAAACCUUAAAGGACAGCCACACCUAUUAGAGACUCAAAUUUAACGUAGAGGUCAUGAAUGGUGCCAUGGGGGGAGGGGUGGCUGUGUAGUAGCGACUGCUACAUCAAUGUUCAGUGUACUUGUUCAAAUAAUUUUCGCACCACCUACUGUAUAUCGUCCAUAUUUGUGUUGUUGGAAUUAGAGACCCUGCUGCCAUCAUCCCAUUGUAUUUGUGUCAUCUUGCUUGAUGUGAAAAAGACAUUCGCUUGACGUUAUUGUUCUUGGUCGGGUUUUUGUAAUUAUCAUGUGCUGUUAUCAAUAAAUACUUUUGCGGUUUCA